Molecule: messenger RNA, 1264 nt
Organism: Colius striatus (speckled mousebird)
Lineage: Eukaryota; Metazoa; Chordata; Aves; Coliiformes; Coliidae
Gene: C10H1orf210
Product: chromosome 10 C1orf210 homolog
Exons: 5
Coding region: 45-1136 (363 amino acids)
Molecular function (GO): protein binding
Source: RefSeq, a predicted model, not a curated record
AGCAGCAGCCGGGCUGGCUCCCUGGCGCGGUUUCCUGGAGCCAAAUGGCUCCUGUCCUCCUGCUCCGGGUGUGCGGCCUCCUCUGCGCCUGGUCACUGGUGACGGGACACCCAUGUAGCCUCGACCACCAGGGAUGGGCCGACUGCAAUAGGAAGAGCCUCCUGCAUGCUCCAAGCUCCCUUCCAAGCAACAUCACUGGUUUGGACCUCUCCUUCAACUCCCUGGUUGUGCCCCGUCAUGGGACCCUCUUGAUGGAUUUCCCUUCCUUGCACUCCCUCAACCUCUCUGGCAAUGCCCUGCUAGCACUGAGCCCAGCAGUCUUCUCCAACCUCAGGGCACUGCGUGUACUGGACCUGAGCAGCUGCAGCAUCGCCUCCCUCCACACAGAUGCUUUCAAGGGCUUGAAAAACUUGCACACACUGCUCCUAAGAAACAACAGCCUGCAAGAGCUUGAGGCCGCUUUCCUCCUGCCUCUGAAGGCCCUUUCCCACCUGGACGUGCGGCACAACGCGCUGGUGUCCGUGGAGGCCGCAAGCCUGUGGGCGCUGGAGGCUGUCCCACGGGUGCAGCUGGAGGGGAACCCCUGGGUGUGCAGCUGCGCCGUGCGCCCGCUGUGGCACUGGCUACGGCACAGGCAAGCUGUGCAGGUGACCUGCGCGUCGCCCCCGGGGCUGCAGGGCCAGGAGAUCGCAGCUCUGGAUUCCCAGGACCUGGGCUGCCCGAUGAUGCAGCGCUUUCCUCGGGGAGUCAGCACGGAGCAGCAGGUCACAGCGUCCAACAGCAACACCACCACGCUGCCCACUGGGAAGGGGGGAAGGAGCUGGCCCUACCUGGUGGGAUUCUUAGUGGCAGCAAUCAGCCUCUCCAUCCUGAUUGCUCUGGCUGCCAAAUGCAAGCUCUUCCACAAGAACUUUGCCAGCUACCGCCACCAGCCUCUGCCCGAAACCAGCUCCAUUGGAGGCAGCCCCAUGGAGCACAGCAGCGACUGGGACAGGGGCUCCUUGGGCAGCCACCCCAUGCCCAGUGCUGCUGACCUGCAAGCUGAGGAUGAUGAUGGCUUCAUUGAGGACAACUACAUCCAGCCAAAUGAGCAGCUGCCAGAGGAGGAGGAGCAGGAGUCACACCUCUCCAUCUGAGCCUGCAGCCCAGUCAUCUCCACUGUAGCAUCUCACUGCCUCCCUCCAUCUCCAUCUUCUUCCUGCCCUUUCCCACUAGCCCUUGGCUGUUGGUCCUAUGUGGCUGCAGAGGAGAGGAGAGGAGAGGA